AUGCUUGUCAUUCUGAUCCUCUUUCUGGUUUCGUCUUCAUUUCAACAGGGUAAGAAACAAGAUGUUUUGUAAAUUGGAAGUUUUAUUUACCCUCUAAUAGUUAAGCAGUUAACAGAAGAUUAAUUCUGUAUAUUCAAACUAAUAAAUGACCAUUAAUAUUUGACGAGAAAACAUUGCUUGCUAAUUAAUAUCCUGACCACCGAAAGUUUGUUGGCACUACCUACACUGGUACAGACAGUUCAAAGAUACCUGACUAUAUAUAAGCAUUUCAGCAGCGAGGCGGGUUAGCCAGUCUUAUUCAUGAACAGCAUCUCAAAUGUUCAAAGGCAAACGAAUUUAGAGCGAAAUAAUUUCUUUGAUAUAGUCCAAGUGAACAAGUUUUCUGACUUUUUAGAGCUAGGAAUGCAACUACCUGAAAAAUAUAAGGCGAAUUUCGACAUUUCGAGCGAAGGCCCUUCGUCUGACUCUUAUAUUUUUAAGGUAGUUGCAUCUCUAUCAACGAAAGCUUGUUCAUAGUCGUGUGUUUGCCUUUCGCGAUGUUUCGCAAUGACAUAAUUUUAUAAAUUGACUAUUGUUGUUGUAUACGUGCAACUUUGUAUUUAUAAGAAAUUCAAUGAAGUUCGAUCGUCAGCAUCCUAUACUUAAUUACCUUAUAUAGGGUUUGAAUGGGUGGAUUUUAUAGCCUGCGAAUACAGACGCCUCACAUCGGGCGAAAUGUACUGCCCGAGGGAGCAGUACAUUUCGCCCGAUGUGAGGCGUCUGUAUUCGCAGGCUAUGGAUUUUAUUGAAACUUAUGAUUUAAUUUAAGUCGGCUUGGAAAUAAUUAGUUUUGCGUUCUUUUAGUGAAGGUAUUCUUAAAUCCCGAUUUCGCCAAACACCCGUGGCGUUCUUUGUUUACCAAAGGCAAAGUCGAGGGGUUUUUUUUUAGAUUUUUUUAUACCCAACCGCAAAGCACCUUUUGUACUUAAAUUGGCACGAACAUGAAAUAGUUAAGAUAGUUCCAAGUGAAGAAUCUUCCUUGAUUUUCUCAGAUGUGAAACAAAUACCUGAUAUCGUAUACGAUGAACUAAAUAUCAAAGACCAGGAACUCCUGAACAAAUUAAGGAAAUAUGAAAUUGUCCAUCCUGAAGAUGUAACACCUACUGCCAAUGAAUUCCCAGAUUUUUACAGCCAGGUAAAUAUUUUUGCUGUGGCUGUUAUUCUUUAAUUUGUUUUUGUUAUCAAUAUUUCUUGAAAUAUAUUUUCGAUGUUACAGGAUGAGAACGUUGAGAGAAGUAUAUCUUUCCUGCAUAACGGGAAGAACGUAGUCCUUGAUCUUGUUCCAAACAGGUAUGCUUUAUAUAUUCUUUUCAUCUUUUAUAUAUUAUAGCCAAUAGCUGGCCAUAAUAGAUCCCGCGUUUGUACUGAAUUGAAAGUCUUUCUUGUUAUUCACAGAAACUUGAUUUCACCCCGAUAUAAGGAGAGGUAUUACCUUCCUAAUGGAGAAACUGUUUUGAGAAAGGUUUGCUAAAAAUCUGUAAAUUCAUGAUGCGAGUGAUUGGGUAGUAUCAGGUCAUUAAUGUUCUUGGCUUUUAUUUCUUCUUGUAGCGAACACACGACUGUUUUUUCCACGGUCAUGUACGGAGUGAAGAGAAUUCAAAUCUUGCACUGGCCACAUGUGAAGGUUUUCAGUAAGUUGAUUUUUAUACUGGAUAUUUCUGUCUGUUCUAAACUGUUAGUAGAACUAUAUUCAUCACUUAUUGAUCCAGAGCUACCUCAGGAAAGGACCUAUACUGAAUAGCUCCUGCUCUAACAGUUCUGAGCUGUGAGCUCCAGUAAUGGCCAGAGCUUAUUUGCGAUUUGUUUUUGUAGUGGUUACUUCAGAAGAAAUGGUGAGACUUUCUUUAUUCAACCAUUGUUUGACCACGAUCAAAAGGUACAACUUUAAUAUCUUUCAUUUUAUCCUUGCUGUAUUGUGGUAUUUGUAGCCUUAUAUUGUACUUGACGUGGAAAAUUAUCAUUUGUGUUUUGCAGAGGGUCGCUCAUAUCAUCUAUAGUCCGAAUGAUAUUAUGGGAAAGAAAUUUCAAUGUCGUAAGUUAAAAGAUAUAUAUUGAUUUCAUUAUUUCAAGUGGACGGAAAGCCUUUUCACGUUUUACAACCCAAUUGACAAAGAUCGGUGAGGGUUUGUGAGUUAGUUCUUUUACAAUGCCUAAGGGUUAGUUUUUAGUAUAAAUCGAUAUAUAACGACAUGCUUAAACCAAUUUGAUCAUAUUUUAUUUUCAGCUCAUGAUGGCGUUCAAACGAACAAAAGUAGCAACGAUUUUUUGAACCUGUUUCCUCUAAAUAAACAUCAUAGAGUAAGAUCAUAUACUGUACUAACUUCAAAUAGAAGUUUAAUUCCAGUUUUGUGUGGCUAUAAUUUUACCUCGUUCGCUUGUACGAGGAGAUACAUCCAGUUUUUACUUUACCUGAAACAAAGAGAUUAUUCUUACAUAAAACUGGCUGAGCUAUCCAAUAUAACUAAAGUUCGUUCAGUUUAGGUUUUCUCCUGUAGUAACACCGGAUCAAUAAGGAAUCCCUUUCCUGGACCUCUAAAAGGAGAACAGUUUAGAACUGAUAGAGCUAUAUCUAUAGUAGAAUUAAUAAAGGUUAUAUCACAAGUCAUGAGCAUAAUGUUUGGAAACCACAUCAUGAUAAAAAUUUUCACGUGUUUUUCCAGUCUCGUCGUGAUGUCUUGACAGAAACGAAAUAUGUCGAACUGAUCUUAGUGAAUGAUAACAGCCAGGUAAGUAUUUCGCCUUUGCAAAUAAAUGAAAUAAGAUGCAUGAAACAAAUCCUUAAAGGCCGUUCACACGGAGCCAAUUGUUGGUCCAACAUCACCAAACAUUGUUGGAUGCAAUCUUGUCGUUUUGAACAUUGUGUUGGGUAAUGUCGACUGAUGUUGGAGGAUUUUAGUGGCUCGAAUACUUAAAUAAGGUUAUCCGACUUCGAUUAGCUUUAAAGCCACUUCAGAUACCUUGUGCCUGUGCUAACUUUGUCUUAAUAACGUGUGGAAAAAAUUUGUAAUUAUGUAUUUUUUGCUUGUGCAAAUAAGAUUAUUCUGUACUGUACUUCUUCCCUUGACUGUCAUUCUGUGCUCGUUACCUCUUAAGGAGUGCAAUAAAGAUGUGUUUUAAUCUUUUUACAGUUCCGACACUACAGCAGUGAUAUUGCCCAAACUAAACUCAGAGCUAUCAGUAUAGCUAAUGUUGUUGACUCGGUAAGUUUGAGUCUAUGUUUACAUCUAGGUAGAUUUACUCAAUACUAUCAUGCAGCAAAUGGACCUGCAGUUAUCAGAGUGAGAAAUUGAUAUUAUUUUCAUUAUUUGUUGUAGUAGUUGGUGCCUAAUAAAUAGAAAUAAGAGUUGUAGUCCCCAUUUACACGAUUCCCCAUUCACUUUUUACGACAUACACAUUUGCCGUUCGAGAGCAACGUCUGACGACAAAAUUUCCCCCCUUCUAUCAGUGUCAACAUGAGUUGUGAAGUUGCCAUCUGCUCUUCUGUAACGCUUGCUACUCGGAUCAUGCCUGUAUAUGUAGACCUCAUUGUGAAUGCACGAAAAAACACCACUGAUUAUCUAUUCUAGAUCUACAAAGUGCAUAAUAUCCGUAUUGCUUUGGUUAUGAUUGAAACCUGGACAAGUGGUGAUCAGAUAUCGGUUGUCACGGAUUCCAGUGCGACAUUGUCAAAUUUCAGAGAUUACAAAAACAAUGUCUUGGAUGCUAAUGACGAAACAAAGGAUCACGAUAAUGCUCAAUUUCUUUCGUAUGUGAUUUUAAGCUGUGAUGUCCAUAUAUUCAUAUAUGUGUGCUGUUAUAGGUGUAAUGUUUCGUAUAAUCAUUGGUAAUGUCAUUACAGGCAAACAGACUAUAACAAUAACGUGGCUGGGUUGGCAUAUGUAAAAACAAUCUGUGACCCGGUUAGUUCUACUGGUAUUGAUUCGGUAAGUGGUGAAUGGUUUCUUGUCAUGUUUAGUGCAUAAUAAGAAUAUAGGAUUGUGAUUGGAAUCAAGGAGAAGAUGCAGAUCACGGCACCUGGGAAGAUUAUAUUCGUUUGGAUGACAGGCUUUUGUGUUUAAAUAAAGUUCACUCACAAUGACAUUUGAAACAUGCUGACUGUUCCCGAAUGUUAAGCCUGGUUUACACUGAUCAAAGUUUCUGUGAACACAGUAGGAAUUGUGCAUCGGUAAAUUUUAAACUUAUUUGUAAGAAAUGUUUGAGGGAAGUAACUCCUUGUUAAACGCUGAGUCAUUUCCCUCCAAACAUUCUUACAAAUCCUUCCAAACUUAGAAUUUACCGAUGCAAACUUCAUACUGUGAUCACAGAAACGUUGAGAAGCUUUACAGUGGUAAUGAUGAUGUUUUCAUUUGUAUCUUAUAGGAUGCGAAUUCUAAUGCAGCAUUCACGGGUUCUGUGAUGGCACAUGAAAUGGGACACAACUUUGGUCUUCAACACGAUGACAGUAAGUUAAUUUUUCUUUAUUUUUUAUCAAUUAUUGUUAUUGCUAUUCAGUAUCAUCUUCUUCUACACCACCAUUUCACAGUUGCUGUUAUACUAUUUUUAUCUCCUUAAGGUUGCACGCAAUGUCCAGCAUCAAAUGGGUGUGUUAUGAAUGCUGUCCUAAGGUGACUUGUUUUGCCAUUAAGAUCUUUAAACUUGCAAUUUCGGCAGCAGAUUUCGAAGGCCCUUCGUUAGCCAGAAGAUACAAAUCAACAUGAUCCCAGAAGAUGCCAGAAUUCCCUGUUUAUUUUCGUGCUGAAGUGAAUCAUGCGAACGCAAAGAUUUCCCCUUCCAUUACAUUCUUAAAAUAUACGGAAGAACUUUUCAUAUCUUUUCUCAAACUAUAUUUUAAAUAUUUUAGCUUCACACCACCAGAGGAAUUUUCCCAGUGUAGCAUUAAUGAUCUUAAUGAUCUGCUUUUGGAAAAUGUUGGACAUUGUCUCUUUAACCAACCAACAAAGGUACAUUGUAAAAUAUCCGCUAUCCAGUUCGCGGUUAAGCAAAAGAAGCAAAGCAACUAAUAGUUAGUUACAUGUUGACUAUCACCUGGUGUAUUUUCUAUGAUUAGUAAAUCUGCCUAUAACUGGGCUUUGUGUACGGGUCCACAUUCCAGUGAGAUUUAUAUAUUCCUUUUUAUUCCAGUUGGCAACAGACGCAGCCUGUGGCAAUGGUUUCAUAGAGGAUGGAGAAGAAUGUGACUGUGGUACACAAGAGGUGAAAUUAAACUUAACUAUUCCCCAGCCAUGUUUCCCAAAGGUAGACAAACCAGGAAACAAUGUUUCGUGGACAAUCAUGUUUUCCAAAGGUGGAAAACCAGGAAACAAAGUCUCCUAGCCAUGUUUCCCGAAGGUGGAAUUCUAGCCAAAGGUGGAAAAUUAAACCAGGAAACAUGGUUUCCUAGUCAUGUUUCCCAAAGAUAGAAUUCUAGUACAAUAUUUUGAAAUCUUUUUCAGGACUGUGAACGUGUUAACGACACUUGCUGCAAUUAUACUUCAUGUAUGCUGAAUGAUGAAGCCCAAUGUGCUGACGGAGUUUGCUGUAGUAACUGCCAGGUAAGGAAUGAAUAUACUGUUGUGUGCAGUAACUAGAAAUGAUUGAUCUUGUAUUGGAUUAAUAUGGCAGGAAACUUGUACAAAGAACGGUCUUAUUUGUAUCCUAAACUUUAUUAGCCAACGUGUUGGUCUUGACUCUAGCCUCUACUGUAAAGUGACUCUCUUCAAAUUUGUUUUUUCGCCGUAGUUUAUCUCUAGAGGUACAGUUUGUCGUGAAGCUGUAAAUUCGUGCGAUGUACCGGAGUUUUGUAAUGGAACCAGUGAAGUGGUAAGUGCUACGGUAUUACCUGUCUAAGUUUUGGAACCAAAGCUCUAUAUAUAGGGAAGUUGAUAUUAUACUUCCUAUCAGAACCUGAAAAAAGUGUUUAAAGUUGCUUGGAUCCUGAAUUUGCUUUUUUCAAAUGUUCCUCCAAAGUGUGUAAAACAGGAAAAUUUAACUGUACGUUACGCCAUUAGGGAGUUUAAGCUUCGUGUUCAAACGUCAAAUGGCAAACGCUAAGGGAAGAAAAAAUUUACGCUACAAGAUAAUAAACGGGAAAUCAACUUGCUAUUUUAAGACUGUAAUGUAUGAUGAUUCUUUUGAGAUACUGUAAGAACGAGAAGAAGAAGCGAAGAAUUUAAGCAAAAAUUCUGCCAACAGAAUUCGACUAUGCCGUAUGUGUGUGACGACAAAGCAUAAUUGAAUGUAUUUAUGUUACAUGUCCCAUAACCCAUGUCUGAAAAGUUGAAGAACGUUCUUCAAUCUUCUUGCAAAGGAGGGGUACAUUUAGUACGUAAGCAAAAAGUUUUGAAAAUUGUACCCCCUCCCUCCCCCUUGUACACAAAGAACAAUAGAAAUGGCAAACAUGCAUUUUGACUCCUCUCUCUCUUCCCUUAUACUAUACUUGCGUAUGUACCCAUGUCUGCUUUCUGUGUUUGACUCCAUUUCUCUUUUUUAUUUCAUUUCAGUGCUCUGAUGAUCUGAUCGUUGUGAAUGGUUUACCCUGUACUGAGGUCCGGCAUUGUUUGCAAAUUUUGUCUUCUAAGUCAGGGGCUGGUUGUUCAAAGCUGGGGUAGCUUAACCCUGUGUUUUAUAUGGGCAAUUUCUUUUUAUAGGGUUAUUGUUACGAAGGGGAAUGUAGAACUCAUAAUCACCAAUGUACUGAAUUCUGGACUGGCGGUAGGUUUCCGUUUAAUUUUCCUGUUAAAACUUAAUUGCUUUUGUGCUUCAUGUAUGUCCGCCUGUCCCGUUCUCGCCUUUCCGACCACUCCGGAAUUAUUGAUUAGGUAAAAGGCAAUCAAAACGUCCCGUCUUUAUUGCUGCUAGACCAACAUGUCUUACUGGUUCGAACGGACUUUAAGUGUUGUUUUGUGCUUGAAUAGGUGCUUACAAAGCGGAUGAUUCCUGUUACGAAAGGCUAAACACACGUAGCGAUCAACAUGGUUACUGCAAGAAACUUCCAGAUGAUACAUACAUGCCUUGUGCAGCAGAGUAAGUUGCUAAACUGUUGAACAUGCAUAUUUACCGAGUAAGGUCAUCCAUAAGUAAUUGUGCUGAAUGGGGUUUCGGUGGCGUAAUAGUCAGAGCAAGCGCCUGUCACCUCUAGAUCUGAGUUCGUGGGUUUGAUUCUCGCUAUACGGACUCAUAUGAUGAAAGAAUCAUUCAACGCUCUGCCGAAAUUUUCCGGGUGCUCCAGUUUACUCGCACAAGGAUAGUUGACAGGGUGGGUUAGAAUGAACACAGUACGUUAAGAAAGUAAUAAAAGGAUGAAAAUAAUUAGACUAACGCCCGUAUUCUAAGAGCUCACUCACACUCAAUGAGUGGAGGUUCAAUAUGAGCUUUUCUUGAGAGUCCAUGCUGUUUUUGAAUAGCUAUAGGGUGAGUAAUCACAUAGUAAGGUACGACACUGGCUCUCUAGCUAUUCAAAAACAGCAAUGGGACUCGAGAGAAGCUCAGAUUUAACCUCUACUCAUUGAGUGUGAGUGUGAGUGAGCUUUUAGAAUACGGGCGCAAGUAUGGAAUUAGGUAAGCGUAAUACUUGAUGUAAAAAUGUAAUCAUAAAAGAGUGCUCUAUGCGAAAAUGUUGAUAAUCAUGAAUGACUCUUAAGCUAUUCGUACAACAGUUUCCAGGACACGAUGAAAACAUUGUAAAAAUUUUUUCAGGAACGUUCAAUGUGGUAAAUUAAUGUGUAUUGGUGACAGCACAAUAACGCCAAAGAAUUUUGGCUCUGGUUUUAGAUUUAGUACCGCUAAUUUAGGUGGUGGAGUGACUUGUCGGUAAGUCCAAAGCUUUUUACAUAUAUGUCAAAUUAUCAAUAUUUCUAUAUACAGUAGCUAGUUGGGCAAUGCCUGAUUACGCGGUUUAAUUUGAACUUUUAAGCUCUGUCAUGAUCUACCAGGCUGGAGAUUUACCCACACUGGAUACUGUAUACGAUGGGACAAAAUGUGGAGACGAAAAGGUUAGUAUGGCUACUGACCAGUUAAUUGCAUAUAAUUAUGUAGGGACUGCAGUUGUGAGAAAAAUGAAACCAAGAUGGCGGAAAUGGGCGUCCAAAAUCUAUAAAAAUCGUAAAAAGUUUUCAUGCCAUUUUUCUCAGCCAAUUCCAGCUUUCUCCAACGGAUCAUAUCACUAAUCAAGUGUUUAUAAGAGACACAUUCUAGAGAAGUCCAGGUUUGUAAACAGCAUUGAUUUUGCUUUUCUGUGUAGAUUUGUCAAAACAAUGAGUGUGUGUCACUUUCAGUUGCCUUUGCUGGACAACCAACUUGUGAGACUAACUGCAACGGAAAGGGGGUAAGUUUUUUAACCGUUACCUCGUAUCCUUGAUGGUGAGCAUAGCUAAUUUGACUCUCGUGUUCACUUUCAACAGGUCUGUAAUGAGAACGGCAACUGUCACUGUAAUGCAGGAUGGAAAUGUCCAGAUUGUUCCCAAGCGUACGAUGGUCCAGGUGGAAGCAUCGACAGUGGUCUCAAUUGUGAGGCUGUUACAACAACAACAACACCAGCAACAACAGCUGAAGGAGCAACAACAGUAGCAGCAACAACAACAACACCAGCAACAACAACAACACCAGCAACAACAACACCAGCAACAACAACACCAGCAACAACAACAACACCAGCAACAACAGCCGAGGUGAUAACAACGACAACCGAAGCGACAACAACUGGAGCAACAACAACAACUGGUGUAGUCCAGUGUGCGAGCGGAGCUUGCUGUAGUAACUCGCAGGUACAGAAUGAGUAUACUGUUGUAUGCAAUAUAACUAGAGAUGAAUGAAUUUGUAUUAGAGAAGGAAUAAUGACACGAAUGCAUGUGAAAAAACGAUCUUAUUUGUAUAUAUUAACCAAUAUUUUCGUCUUGACUCUAGCCUUAACUGACCCUUUAAAAUUUGGUUAAUCGAUUUUAUCUUUUCUAGAUAGAAAUAUCGAGUCUGAAAUUAUACAUUUUUAACCGGGAGCAGUUGCGAAAAUUAAGGCCCUUUGCUGGGAAUUCCGUAGGUUGUAUUCCUACGCGUCAUGCUCUGUUGUUUUUUUAGUUUAUCGCCAGUGGGACAGUUUGUCGUGAAGCUGUAAACUCGUGUGAUGUUCCAGAGUAUUGUAAUGGGGAAAGUGAAACGGUGAGUGUUAUACGCAGGACAUCCAGCAAAUUUCAUCAUCUUUCAACAUCCAGCGAAUUUCAUCCAUUUGCAAAUUUUGUAUACUUUUGUAUUACGUGCGGAAAUUGCUUGGUAGGAAUUUCCGCACGCAAUACAAAAGUAUACCAAAUUUGCGAACUUUGCAAGGCUAUAUUUUCGUCAUUUUCCAAUAUUUCGCAACCAAACUUUGUAAUUUUACUGAUUUUGGUAUAUGCUCUUUCUAGCUGUGGUGAUUUAUUUGCAUCUCCUUGCCUAGUUUUAAAAUUAGUGUGUAAUGGGAAUUGUCUAUUGGUAAUGCAAAUCAUUGCUGAGCGAAUCAAUAUAACAUCAUUUCUAUUAAGUUAUUUGUACGCUUGCAUGGCGAUAAAACAUAUUUGUUUGUGGAGACACCACAAAACUAUCAUCAUUUCUUUUGCGAUACGUCGCUACUUACUGUCCUAACAUCACAUUAAAUGUUUGUCCGCGUUGACGUCAUGAUACUGUCCUCAGCAUGGUAUAUAGCGAUGGUAGCUUGUGGUUUUCAUCGAGUCCAAUCAUUUGGUGAAAAAUUAAUUUCAAUUCUGAAUACCACAUGCAACCACUUGGCCGCAAACGAGAAUCGAGCCCAACGAGUUUUGUUUAACAUCGCACCAGCACUAAAUUUCUAUUCUUUGUCAUAUUUUAGUGUCCUGCCGAUCUGCUGACGGCAAAUGGAACAUUAUGUGAUAAUAAUCAGGUAGUUAGACCUUAGUUAGACCUUUGUAUAUUGGUGCAUUCCGGGGCAGUAGGUGGUUUAUCUUCAGAACUGGUAUUUUCAAAUAGCCAUAAACACUCCAUAACGUUUGUAACUUUUUCUUCUAUAGGGAUCUUGUCACGAAGGGGAAUGUAGAACUUAUGGUGAUCAAUGUGUUGAAUUAUGGACUGGCGGUUGGUAUCUGAUUUAGUUUCCUGAACUUGUAAAGUGGAUAAUGAUUUUUCAUGUGCUUCGCGUGCAUGCGUUAAUCCAUAAAACCUUUGCAUAUUAAAUGGCAAUAUAAGUCAAAACACUGGGUGACUCAAUGGUAUAUAGAGAACAUUGGGAAUUUCAAAACAAUGAAAAGGAGAUGGAAAAUCUUCAUUUCGCAAAUGGUAGGCACGAAGAAUCGUAGAUUUUUGAAAACAAUCAAAAUGCAAGGAUCAUUCCGAUCUCUGAAUCGUGACAAGAUAAUAUUGUUAUGCCAGGUUUUAUGUUGUUCUUGUUGUUCGCCUUUAGGAUCAGCUUAAAAGUGCUGUUGUGUGCUUGCAUCUAGGUGCUUUCAAAGCGGAUGAGUCUUGUUACCAAAAUGGAAACACACGUGGUGAUGAACAUGGUUAUUGCAAAAAACUUUCGUCCACAUCAUAUGUGGCUUGCACAGCUGAGUAAGUUGCUAUACUGCUGAAUAGUACUCUUUGAAAGCUUGUGGUGAUUACGGAUGACCCCUAAGCUAUAUGUGCAACUGUCCCCAUGACAUGAUGAGAACACUGUAAUAUUUUUCAGGAACGUUCAGUGUGGAAAAUUAUAUUGUGUUGGUAACAACACGAUAACACCAAAAAAUUUUGGUUAUGGUUGGAGAAGUAGUACUCUUUCGUUAAAUUCUGGAUCAAUCAUAUGUCGGUAAGUCACAAUUUUUUGCAUGUACGCAGUCGAGCUUUCCUAAAGCAGACACCCUCGGGAUUGCGUCGUGGUGUCGGGUUACAGGAGGUUUUCGCUUAUGAAAGUUUCGAAAAUACAAUGUAUACUGUCCGCUUAUAGAUCUGUGAUGACCUAUCAGGCACCGGGUUCACCAGAAUUGGGGACCGUCCUAGAUGGGACAAAAUGUGGAGACGAAAUGGUUAGUAUGACUUAUCUAAAAAAAUUGGUGGAUUUCAAUGGACGUUACCAGGCAGUGUUGACUUUAUUUGUUGGCUUUUUUGUGUAGGUUUGUCAAAACAAUGAGUGUGUGUCACUUUCAGUUGCCUAUCCUGGACAACCAACUUGUGCGAGUAACUGCAACGGAAAUGGGGUAAGUGUUUUAACCGUUACCUCAUAUCCUUGAUGGUGAGCAUAGGUAAUUUGACUCUCGUGUUCACUUUCAACAGGUCUGUAAUGAGAACGGCAACUGUCACUGUAAUCCAGGAUGGAAGUGUCCAGAUUGUUCACAAGCGUACGAUGGUCCAGGUGGAAGCAUCGACAGUGGUCUAGAUUGUGAGGCUGUUACAACAACAACAACCCCAGCAACAACAACCCCAACGACAACAACUGAAGCAACAACAACUGAAGCAACAACAACUGAAGCAACAACAACUGAAGCCACAACAACUGAAGCCACAACAACUGAAGCAACAACAACUGAAGCAACAACAACUGAAGCAACAACAACUGAAGCAACAACAACUGAAGCCACAACAACUGAAGCAACAACAACAGAAGCCACAACAACAGAAGCCACAACAACUGAAACCACAACAACUGAAGCAACAACCACUGAAGCAACAACAACUGAGGCAACAGCAACUGAAGCUACAACAACUGAAGCCACAACAACACCAGCAACAACAACUGAAGCAACAACAACUGAAGCCACAACAACACCAGCAACAACAACUGAAGCCACAACAACAACAACAACAACACCAGCAGCAACAACAACUGAAGCAACAACAACUGAAGCCACAACAACACCACCAGCAACAACUGAAGCAACAACAACUGAAGCCACUACAACUGAAGCCACAACAACUGAA
Molecule: messenger RNA, 11907 nt
Organism: Paramuricea clavata
Lineage: Eukaryota; Metazoa; Cnidaria; Anthozoa; Malacalcyonacea; Plexauridae
Source: the annotation of a GenBank genome assembly